UCCGGGUCGGCGGCGGCGGCCGAGGACGGGGGGGGGGGGCGGCGGGGCCGGUUCUGGACCCGUUCGCGGCGGCGGAGAGGAGCGGAGCGGGGCCGGAGCGGGGAGGAGCGGGGCAGGAGCGGCCGCGGCAGGCGAAGACCCGCACUGGUGGCAGCAGCAGCAGCGCCGGGACCCAGCUCCCACCCCGGCCUUGCGUGUGUGUGGGGUGAUGCCCUUGAGGGCUGUGGGGGUGACAACACCCCCGAUGUCCCCUCCUGUCUAGUAGGAAGCUGCUGCCCCCCCACACCCCCCCACCCCCCCCACACCCCCCACCCCCCCCCCCGCCACCGUACGUGAUUGCUGCUGGGGGGGGCCGAGGAAGACGCUCGUCACCGCGCCGGCGGCACCGGGGCCGAGAUGUCGGCGCAGUGGCGGGCGAGCCUCCUGGCCUGCGAGGGCCUGUCCGGAGUGUGCCUCGUGCCCACCGUGGCCAGCAAGAAGAUGAUGCCGAAGCCCAGCUCCAAGCAAGGGGAGAGCAGGGAGCGGGGGGGCAGCCCCGAUGUGCUGGCACUGCGGCAGGACUCGGACAAGCCACGCAGUCGGAAGGACGAGGACGCACCCGAGGCCACGCACAUCAAGAAGUCCAGUAAAAAGCGCCGCAAGCGUGUGUCCGGCGCCGAGGGACCCGGCAGCGCGCCGCGGAGAGGACCGCGCCUCGGCAGCCAGGUGCUGGUGAUGGAGCAGAACGGCCCCUUCCAGGCGCAGAGCCCGAAGAACUUCAUCUGCGAGCACUGCCUGGGCGCCUUCCGCAGCAGCUACCACCUCAAGAGGCACAUCCUCAUCCACACCGGUACGGGGGGGGACCCUCCCUGCU
Molecule: messenger RNA, 853 nt
Organism: Pezoporus occidentalis (night parrot)
Lineage: Eukaryota; Metazoa; Chordata; Aves; Psittaciformes; Psittacidae
Gene: ZNF740
Product: zinc finger protein 740
Exons: 6
Source: RefSeq, a predicted model, not a curated record